AUGCAGCUAAGUGGUGGAAAGAUUGUGGGGUUCUAUGGGAAAGGCCAUGCUUCUCUUCGGUUAAUUGGAGCACAUCUUGAGCCAGUCUCUCAUGUACAUCCCUUCACGAACAUUGGACCUUUUGGAGGUGAAGACAGCGAUUGUUGGGAUGAUGGAAAAUUCAAUGGUUUGAAGCGGAUUGUGAUUACUUGGGGAUGGGUUAUUGAUUCCGUCAGUUUUCUAUAUGACAAUGAUGGGAUCACAGCGGCUGAAACAAGACAUGGUGGAACUGGUGGAUCGAAUUUUGGGGCUGUUGAAUUGGAUUAUCCCGACGAGUAUAUGGCUUCAAUGGCCGGAUACUACGUGGAAUUCGAUGGGCACAUUGUUGUGAUUGGAUUUCAUGGAAGAAGCAGUAAUUAUUUGGAAUCAAUUGGAGCGCACUUUGGACCGGUUUAUCAUCUGCACCCCCUGAAGACUCUCGGGCCUUUCGGAGAUGACAGCGGACAUCCUUGGAAUGAUUCAUGGGAUGUUGGAAAUCACAGUGGUUUGAGACAGAUUAAUAUCAGAUGUGCAACUAUCAUUGAUUCCAUUUGUUGCAUAUAUGAUGAUAAUGGGAACUCCGUACAGGCAUCAACACACGGAGGAGACAGGGGGGAGCCCAACCAGAUCAUAUUGGAUCAUCCUGAUGAAUACCUGACCUCCAUAUCUGGUUAUGCUGGAAAAUUCCUUGACGAGAUUACCAUCAGAUCACUCACAUUUCAAAGCAAUAAGAAGACACAUGGACCCUUUGGUAUCAGAGAAGGAAAACACUUUUCGUUCUCCUCCAACAUUGGGAAGAUAAUUGGGUUCCAUGGAAGUAGCAGUACAUAUCUCAAUUCAAUUGGAGUCCACACUGAACUCUUAUCCUCCAAUAACCCUUCUAUCAAAUUGCUAGAGUUGGAAUAG
Molecule: messenger RNA, 924 nt
Organism: Punica granatum (pomegranate)
Lineage: Eukaryota; Viridiplantae; Streptophyta; Magnoliopsida; Myrtales; Lythraceae
Source: RefSeq, a predicted model, not a curated record